Castor canadensis (American beaver) is the source of this 1515-nucleotide messenger RNA. NCBI's taxonomy places the organism in Eukaryota, Metazoa, Chordata, Mammalia, Rodentia, Castoridae. The record is from RefSeq and is a predicted model, not a curated record.
AUGCCGUGGCUCAGGGGGGGUCGUGCCUCAGAUGAACCAGGUGCCCAAAGGGAUGAUGAGGAGGGAGCGGAGGUAGAAGCGGCAGUGGUGCGAGAGGAGGAAGAAGGUGAAGAGUCCCGAGCCACCAGCAGUCAGGGCGGCCGCAAGCGAAAGGCCUGCUCUGGAGGGCCGCUGGCAGAAACUCCUCGCCGGAAGCGUGCCAAGGACAAGUCCGGAUCCAUUUACGAGGCGCUCUUCCUGAGGGGUGAGAACAGUGAUGUACAGAUUCGUGCAUUGGGGGAGGAGUGGAGCUUACACAGGGUCUACCUGCGCCAGUCAGGGUACUUUGCUAGCAUGUUCAGUGGUGCCUGGCGGGAGACAAACAUGAAUACCAUAGAGAUACAGAUACCUGACGAGAACAUUGACCGUGAAUCCUUGCAUGAGGUUUUGGGCUCCUUGUACCGGGAUGCCAUGAUCAUCCCUGCCUGCCGCGUCAUUGCCAUCCUGGCCACGGCCAGCAUGUUGCAGUUGGAUGAGCUAAUUCAGCAGUGCGGGGAGGUCAUGAAGGAGAUGGUAAGCGCCCAGACAGUGUGCAGCUACUAUUACUCUGCUGAGAACUAUGGCCUACAGGACAUCAGGACCAUUUGCCGUCAGUGGCUGUUGGAUAACCUGAUGACCCAGCAUAGUGAGGAACUGUUGCUAGAGAUCAGUCUGGAUCUCAUGAAAGAGCUCAUUGCCUCUUCAGAGCUCAUGGUGAUGGAGGUGGAGAUGGAUGUAUACACGACACUUAAAAAGUGGAUGUUCCUACAGCUGCAACCCGCAUGGACAGGUCCCCAAAGAUCGCUACUGCAUUGCGCGGACUUGUGGUUUGCCAAGUACAGGAGGGAGUGCGAGGGUACCCCGUUUCUGGAGACGGAGCAAGGCAGAGCCUUUGUGCCAGUGUUCCAGCAGCUGCGGCUGGCCCACAUAAUCUGUGACCUGCCUUCUGCACGUAUUAUUGACCAGGAUGCGCUGAUCCCUGCCACAUGGUUGAUGCCAGUGUACAAAGAGCAGUGGCUAGCACUCCUCCGGGCUGAGCAGACUAGGGAACUCGGACCCGUGAAUGUCUAUGCAUCUGACAUCCAGGGGAACAGCAUGCGGUGUGGAGGCCAGCUGCGCAGAGAUGAGCAAUGCAGCUGGAGAUGGGCUGGCUUCAACUUUGGCUGGGACCUGGUGGUGUGCUACUCCAACCGGCGCAUUAUAUUCCGUCGCAGUGCAUUGAACAAGUCCUGUGGCCUUGGGGUCAGCUUACUCUGGCAGAGAAAAGUUGCAUUUCGCCUGCGCCUGGUCUCCUUGGACAAGGCUGGAAGAGCCAUUUUCAGGAAGGACACAGAAUAUAAAAUGCUUUCACUGAGAAAAGAUCAAGAACUAGAGGUAGUGAACCUAGAAAACCAAGACAUGGUAUUCCCCAUAUAUGUGGCAUGCAACUUCCUGUACCUCCCAGGAGACAGUGGCACUUCGCAGAGUGAAGACCCAUGCAAAAGACCAGAGAACUGA